Molecule: messenger RNA, 2445 nt
Organism: Aethina tumida (small hive beetle)
Lineage: Eukaryota; Metazoa; Arthropoda; Insecta; Coleoptera; Nitidulidae
Gene: Cp110
Product: centriolar coiled-coil protein of 110 kDa
Exons: 4
Coding region: 88-1590 (500 amino acids)
Biological process (GO): centriole replication; regulation of cytokinesis; centrosome duplication
Cellular component (GO): centriole
Molecular function (GO): protein binding
Source: RefSeq, a predicted model, not a curated record
UUUAAAAGUAAAGUUUUGUUUGUGUUGCCCGUAAUAUUCUUUUUUGAGCUGUGUCAGUUGAAUGAGAUUUAACAAUAUUGUUUUGAUAUGGAAAAAAUUGAAAAAAAUAUACGGCCCUAUAUGUCGUGCAUUAAGGUGAACGGCACACCCAUUUUACCGCCAAUUAUUACUCCCGCUAGACGUGUGGAGUUACUAAGAGACAAACAGAGAGCUGUGCAAAUCGAGAACUCGUUGAAGAAGAAACGGGAUGAUGUCAUCUCAAAAUCCGACGUUCCAGUUGUUGACGACGUCUGGGCCAACAAAGAAUUUAGUUAUGUGCCUUAUGAAUGUUUGGAGAGACGAACACGACAUUUGAGUUUGGAUGUUGAUGAUAUUUCUGACUGUCAGGAUCACAGUAUAGAGUGUUUUGAUAAAGAUGUGACUCUCAGUGGUAUAUCACAGGUGACAACACAGGCUGAGAGUCUUCCAGAUGAUAGCAUACAACCACGACUCAUUAGAAGCAAUUCAUAUGUAAUUGAGAAACCAAGUCCCUGUUUACUUGCUCACUUGGAGCAGACUUCUAAUAGGACUACAAGUGAGGCAACUACCGUACAAUCAAUUGAAAAAGAUUGCAGCCCUGAUAGUUUUUAUGGAACUCCACAAUCAGAUAUGUCAAUUGAAAAUACUUUAUUGGAGAGGUCUUGCCCAAUAGAAGUGGUGCAAACUGAUGUUAUUGUUCAGCAAAUAACAGUACAUGCAGAUCCUAACAAUCCUAUUUUUGAUGAAAAUCCUGUAACUGCAAUAACAAAACCAGAUACAGUUGUUGCUGAUAGUGAGACACAGCUACUGAAUGUGUUGAAAGACAUUCCAGAGGAAUAUUCAAAGCAGAUAAUUGAUUUAAUACAUCAGCAAAAGUCAGAACAACAAAAGAGGUUGAUGAAUUAUGAAAAUCUUAUGAAACAACUUUUUGAUUCUAACACGCCAUCAAAUGGUAUAGUCAGUGUUCCAGUUAAUAAUGUGUCUUCUGUAUCAUCCACUCAGUUAAUAUUGCCAGAAAAUGAAAAAGAAAAAUCUCCUAAUUUGAUUACUGUGUCUUCCAGAGGAUCUGUUGAUCUUACACCACAGUUAAUAGAAGACAGAGCUGUACAAAAGGCAGCAGAGAAUAGUGCUUCCAAAGUUAACAGGCAGCUAUUUCCAAAUAUUGAUGUUAUUAAAGAAAAUAAACGACGGGAGGACUGGGCUGCCAGUGUGAUUGGAGCCUACGCACGUGGUUACUUAACCAGAAGAUUGUUGAAGACUGACAAAGUGCGUGGUCUGAUCGAAACGAUUAAGGAAACACUUGUUUGCGCUCUUCAACUGCACGGUAACGAAUCCCUUGAUGAAUACGACAUUGAACUUCACAGAAGACUUAUUCAACAGGUUUCCGCAGCGUGUUUCGCCUUUCACGAUGUGUUUUUCGCGCUCUCCGUACAAGAACAAAUGAUGCUGAUUGCCGCAGAUCGACAGUACAAGAGGGAGAAAGCUCUAAGGCCGCAGUCGGCGAGGUCGGUUUCCAGUCGAAGCUCUUCCGUUGGAAGAUCACCGCGACUUCCCAGAAGUGCAAAAGUUUGAUGGGAAUCUAAUCAUCUUCAAUACUGUGUCCCAUCCACUUUUAAACAUAUUGUAAAUAUGUACAGAUAUAAUUUCGAAUACCAAAGAAAACGGAAUGAUAAUUAACGCAUCAGCAGAGCUUUUUACUUAAACAUUUGUAGUUUUAGAGCUAAAAUAUGCUGACGAUCAAACUUUAAUGACUGAUAUUCUCUCAUAUGUAUUGUUUAGAGAUUAUUAAUAUUUUCAUAAUUUUAUAUGACGUAAUAAUAGUUACAAUUAAUUAGUUUAAAAUUUUUAACAAGCACUGCCUUAAUGAUUUGCUUAAAAAGCGCUUUUUGUAUUAAUUUAUGUUUCAUAAUUGUAAUGUGUCUUAUGAGAGGCCUUAAUAAAUUGAUAUUGUUUAUAUUUUAAUCUGUUGUGUACUUGAAUUUAUACAGUUGAUAUAAAAACUUAUGGAACAACAUGAGGCCUUAACUAGAUUUAUGGCUAUUAAUUGAAGAGUCUUGUAAUUUAAUUUCAAAAAAUGGUUUCCGAUAUCCUAUCCGUUGAAUUAUAGAAAGAAUACAGUGUAAUUGUUUUAUAUAAAUAUGUAUAUAGAAGCGUGCAUUUCCUAAUUAACAAAAAAUAGUAAUUUGUGCUAAUACUUUGGCCACCACUGUACAGGAUUUCAAUUAACAUUAACUACUUAAAAAUACCAAUACAUAAAUUAAUCGAAUAUUUAUUAAUUAUACUAUUUAAUAAAACAUUAAUUCAGCUUGUAAUAUAAACAGUACUGAUUGACUAAAUAAUUUAAAACAAUAAACAGAGACGGCUGGUGAAAAUUAUCGCCUUGGCUCUAAUAUAUACAACACGUUUGUUAUAAACAAAAAAAAACAA